GCUGCGGGGGGCGCGGGCGAGGAUGGCGGCGGAGAACCCGGUCAGCCAGGAGAGCGCCCUGGGCGCCUACUCGCCCGUGGACUACAUGAGCAUCACCAGCUUCCCGCGGCUGCCGGAGGACGAGCCGGCGCCCGCCGCCCCGCUGAGGGGCCGCAAGGACGAGGACGCCUUCUUGGGAGACCCCGACACCGGUGAGACCCGCUGGCCCCGUUCCUGCCCCCUGGGGCGCCCCUGGUCCUCCUUCUCCGCGGCCGCGGCCGAGUGCUCCUGCCGCCAGGACGGGCUCACCGUCAUUGUCACCGCCUGCCUCACCUUUGCAACCGGUGUCACUGUGGCGCUCAUCAUGCAGAUCUAUUUCGGGGACCCUCAGAUCUUCCACCAGGGUGCCGUGGUGACCGAUGCUGCCCGCUGUACGUCGCUGGGCAUCGAGGUGCUCAGUAAACAGGGAUCUUCUGUGGAUGCAGCUGUGGCAGCAGCCCUGUGUUUGGGGAUCGUGGCUCCGCACAGUUCCGGCCUCGGCGGUGGGGGUGUGAUGCUGGUACAUGACAUUCGAAGAAACGAGAGCCACCUAAUUGAUUUCCGGGAGUCUGCACCGGGGGCCCUCAGGGAAGAGGUCCUACAGAGGUCCUGGGAGACCAAGCCUGGGCUCUUGGUGGGGGUUCCCGGAAUGGUGAAGGGGCUACAUGAAGCUCACCAGCUCUAUGGCAGGCUGCCAUGGUACCAAGUCCUGGCCUUCGCAGCAGCUGUGGCCCAAGAUGGCUUCAACGUGACCCACGAUCUAGCACGCGCCCUGGCAGAACAGCCACCCCCCGAUGCGUCCGAGCGCUUCCAUGAGACGUUCCUGCCAUCGGGCCGCCCGCCCCUACCUGGCUCACUGAUGCAUCGGCCUGACCUGGCCACGGUACUGGAUGUGCUCGGCACCUACGGCCCCGCUGCCUUCUAUGCUGGUGGUAACCUCACCCUGGAGAUGGUGGCUGAGGCUCAGCACGCAGGGGGUGUUAUAACUGAGGAGGACUUCAGCAACUACAGUGCCCUUGUGGAGAAACCUGUGUGUGGCGUGUACAGAGGCCACCUGGUUCUCAGUCCCCCACCCCCACACACAGGCCCUGCCCUCAUCAGUGCUCUCAACAUCCUCGAGGGCUUCAAUCUCACCAGCCUGGUAUCCCGGGAACAGGCUCUUCACUGGGUAGCAGAGACCCUGAAGAUUGCAUUAGCCCUAGCCAGCAGACUGGGAGACCCCAUCUAUGAUUCUACCAUCAGUGAGAGCACGGAUGACAUGCUAAGCAAGGUAGAGGCUGCCUACCUCCGGGGCCACAUCAAUGACUCCCAGGCGGCCCCUGCCCCACUCCUGCCUGUUUACGAGCUGGAUGGGGCUCCCACGGCUGCCCAGGUGCUGAUCAUGGGCCCUGACGACUUCAUUGUGGCCAUGGUCAGCUCCCUGAACCGGCCCUUUGGUAGUGGCCUCAUCACCCCCUCGGGGAUCCUGCUCAACAGCCAGAUGCUGGACUUCUCCUGGCCAAACAGGACUGCUAACCACUCUGCGCCCAGCCUGGAGAAUUCGGUACAGCCAGGGAAGCGGCCACUGUCUUUCCUGCUCCCCACUGUGGUCCGGCCGGCAGAGGGGCUCUGUGGGACCUACCUCGCCCUCGGGGCCAAUGGAGCCGCCCGGGGCCUCAGCGGCCUAACCCAGGUUCUGCUGAAUGUCCUGACCUUGAACCGGAACCUGAGUGACAGCCUGGCUCGUGGCCGCCUGCACCCAGACCUUCAGUCCAAUCUUCUGCAGGUGGACAGUGAGUUCACAGAGGAAGAGAUUGAGUUCCUGGAAGCCAGGGGUCACCACGUGGAGAAGGUAGAUGUCUUAUCCUGGGUCCAUGGCAGCCGGAGAACCAACAACUUCAUCAUCGGUGUGAAAGACCCUCGGAGCCCAGAUGCAGCUGGAGCCACCAUCCUGUAGAGCAGCAGGGUGGGGCGGGGGUCUCUGCUCCCCCCCCUUUGCAUGUUCCUAGAGUCCCUCCUUCUCCCAGGUUUGGUCUCAGGAGGACCCCGGGAUACCCCAGAUCAGGGGCCAGAGGGGAUGCUUAGCAAACCCUUCCCCAGAGUAACUGGAAAAUUCUCCAUCCAGAGGCCUGUGGUGGUGGUGGUGGUGAGUGUCAGUGUUCAUAACCAAGCAGACAGGACCUUGAGAAGCCAGGUUAUCUUGUCUGUUUCCUUUCCCUCAGCCAUGCUGGCCUUGAGCUUAGGGAUAUGCUUGCGAACCCUUCUCAAGGGUCCUCACAGCUCCAACAUCUCCAGUCUGGCCUUCCCUGGGCCUUGUCUUCCAGUUCCCUUCUCCUGUCCUCAGCCUCAUUUCUUAAAUGACUAGGAUUUUUUUUAAUGGACCAUCCUGGGGAGGGGGUGUUCCUCUCUUCCUCCCACCAGGUUGAGGCAGGGGCAUUGCAUCUGGGGCCCAGGGUGUGGAAUCCCUGGGGGUGGGGGUGGGGACCAGCUCAGGGGCUUCCAUUUGCAAAGGGGAAUUAAAGAAAGAAUAUUGCUUAA
This is a messenger RNA of Miniopterus natalensis, 2535 nucleotides long. The record is from RefSeq and is a predicted model, not a curated record. NCBI's taxonomy places the organism in Eukaryota, Metazoa, Chordata, Mammalia, Chiroptera, Miniopteridae.